AUGCGUACAUGUCAUAAUCAAGGUAGUAAAUAUUCUAAUGUAAAAGAUCGUUUAGUAUCACAUCAUAAAACAAUGAAUACAACUGAUUUAAUCAAUAAUAGAAAACAGUUAAGCAAUGAGAACGAUGAUAAUAAUGAACUGGGUUUAUUACACUGUAAUGGGCAAUCAUCCAUAUCAUCAUUGACAACGGUUAGAACAUCGCCACAAAUCACAAUAACAACAGCGACGACAACAACGACGACGACGACAACAACAACAACAGUACCAUCUUAUUGUUCAACAUUAAACAAACCUAUUUGUUCUUUAUGUGGUGAACAAUUUAAAGAAAAACAUCAUUUAACUAGACAUAUGCUAUCACAUACAUAA
Messenger RNA from Schistosoma bovis, 366 nucleotides. The record is from the annotation of a GenBank genome assembly. NCBI's taxonomy places the organism in Eukaryota, Metazoa, Platyhelminthes, Trematoda, Strigeidida, Schistosomatidae.